CGCGUAACGUCGUCGUUUUGUAAACAGACACGCGACCAGCAACGUGUGCGCGACGAGGCGAACGAAAGUUAAUGAACAUCCGGAAAAAAACGAAGUAACAGUGCCGUCAGGUCGGACGUUUCGAUAAUAAUUUUCCACGAGUGUAUUUUUUUUUUAUAUCUUCUCGUUAUCUGUGUUCUACCGCGGCGUCCUCUUCGAACCGAAACUGGGUUGAUCGACCGCGUCGUUGGAACGAUUCCUUUCCCUUUCGACACGAGAAGAGACUCGUUUCGUUCGCUGGCGGAGGGGUAGAGCACAGGAGAGAAAGAAGGCAGUGGUAAUGACAAAAGUCACUGCGUGUCUUCUCGUCCGACGAGUUCGCCAGAGGAAACUCCUUGGAGGAUUCAUCGGGUCGAGAGUAAAUCGGCCAGGCCAAUAGGAGAAAAUCGAACCAGCGAUACUCCAACAAUUUCUCGGUAGGAUGACUGCGCAGACCUCAAAGAUGUCACGGUUCGAGCCAAUCGAAGGGAAUCGCCAUUCAUUGCCUGGUCUGAUCGUCUUUGAUCGAAACGAACGUUUCAACGUUUGAUAAUUCGAUUCGCAAGUCGCGGAACGACGUUAAUCAUGGCCUGGGGCAGAUCCCCGAUCGUGAACGCGCCAGAUCAUCGUCUAACGAGCUGGAAGAAAGCUCGAUGAGCCAAGGUGGUGACCGUUUAGACGUCGAAGACGACCUGGUGAUUGGACACCAGGAUUGGACGCGAUUCGGAGGUGUGUCACCCAAAACGGAUAGGGUAAUCGAUGCUCGAGCGAUCCAUGGAGAGGCUGAGCUUCAGGAUGAGAUAAUGUCUGUUUCUGCUACAAUUAGGGACCAUUUACAACGGGAACAUCGAAAUGAAGCUAGGAGAUAACAUGACUAUGGAUGCGUACAACAUAUGGGGAGACGUUCCUCCACGAAAAUGCCGACCGCCGAAGAUUGGCGAUAUUCCAAAGCACAGCGCUAUCGACGAAGAAUCGCCAGGAUCCAUCCCCAAGUCGCUGACGGUUUCCCCAGCUGACUCGAGGGACGCCACGCUGGACGUGUCACUGGAAUCUUCCAGGAACAUCGUUUUUCCAUUAGACCCCGUCUCCGCUCCCGAGCACUUCUCCUCGAUUCAGAAGUACGAGUCGAGAAAGCUGACCGCACCCACGGGAACCAAGCUCCAAUAUUCUCCAGGAUCGACACCACUGUCGUUGAAUUUGGCCAGCAGCGUUCAGGAUUCGCGUUCUCUAAGACAGGAACCGUUACCUUCCAGACGUGAAAGCUUUGCGAGAAAGUCACCGAGUCAUCAGAGAUCGAGGGAUCGCGAGACGAAAAUAUUCGCCGAGCCAGAGAGCAAAGUGACCAUCAACUUGCCAUUCGAAGAGUCACCACUGAAUGUAAAACAGUGCGAGGACUCGACGAGGAUCCCGUCCAGUCCCGAGGAUCUUUCAGACAGAGAGAUCGUCGAGGUUCGAAAGGAUAGCGCCCUGUUUCUUGAAGAAGCGGAGGGAUUACCCACCCUGCGCAAUAUUAUAAAGUCUAGAGAGCCCAAGAUAGUCAGGCCAAGAAGAGAGAGCAGUGGCUACGCGAGCAACCUGGGCACCUUCGACGAGGACGGACGGACUUCUUUAUCUGGCGACGUCCUGCAAGAUCUGUCCUCGUUCUUGAAGGACAAACGGUGGUCUUUCACCGGUUCCAAACGUCUGAAUUCAAGGGUGAUCGUAGGUAGAGCCGAAGAAAGUCUGACAGAGGAAGUAGUCGACAUUGGCGCAGACGAAAUGCCUACCACGGAAGUGCACAGAAAGGUGUCCAGCACGGGACUGGACAUGCCCAACAUCGACGAGAUGAAAGAGUUACCGAGGGACGAGGUUGCCUGUAGACAGGAGAGCUUGGACAACCUCUGCGAUCUCAUGCAUCACGUCAGUGUCGAUGAUAUGUCCGUGACGAGGCUACAAGAUCCAUCCGCAGGCAUCAUCGACACUCUGUCCUGCUGCGAGUCGAUCGAUCGACUCUUAACGUCUUCAACGUCCAGGAACACGUUGAAUCAAACGGCCCAUCAACGCACCGCUCGAACUGUCAGCAAUGUCCUCGAGGAUCUAGGUCAAGCCAGCGAUCGUUCAAAUCUGAAGAUCAACAUCGAGGGAUCUGGAGAUGCCAUCCACGAUAUCCGGAUCGUCGAAGAGUCGGUUGACAGAUUGUCGAUGGUAUCCAACAGAGCGGAAGAAACCAGCGAACCCUUGUAUGACGAUCUCCAAUCGAGGGUUCUUCCGCGGUCGAUCAAAGUUUACCAGCUGUUGUCGACUCAGUCCGAGGACAGAACUGAUGGAGAAGUGCAUCUGGCUGACAGAAGAAUCUCCCUGCAGAUAUCCAAGCAGGAUGAUUUGACCCGAGACGUAAUGUCGCCUGCUGAUUCCAAGGACGACUUGUCCACGCACGAAGGAGGUAACAGUUUAACGCUAAAGAGCAGUGUCUCCAGCGACGUAGCCACCCAGACGUUCGUUGAAAUCACUGACGACCGUUUAGUCAGAAAGAUGUCCACCCUUGGCGACGUGGGAACAAGUCAGAGGUUCCUGGGUGAUGCUUCCAACGUCACUGUCAGACCUAUUUAUCCAUAUUGCCCGUACUCCCCUUAUGGCAGUCCUCAGGGAUCGCCCAGGAACAGGAGGAGACCCCUGAGAGAAAGCAGGAGAGUCUCCAUCGACAACAGACAGGGUGCUCUUCAGCUGAACCAAUACAAACUCCUGGAUAAUAUCGGACAGGGCUCUUACGGUAUCGUGAAAUUAGUUUACAACGAGGAGGAUGAGACUCAUUACGCGAUGAAGAUUCUAAGCAAGAAGAAAUUGAUGAAGAAGGCGGGGAUCUUCGGCAGAAUGGCCCCUGGCAGAAAGGGGGCAGCGAACCCUUUAGCUAAGGUUUACAGAGAGAUUGCUCUGUUGAAAAAAUUGGAUCACCCUAACGUCGUGAAAUUGGUGGAGGUACUCGACGAUCCGGACGAGGACAAUCUCUACCUUGUUUUUGAACUGGUCCAGAGAGGCGAGAUCCUUCAGAUACCAACUGACAGACCUCUAGACGAGGGAACUGCCUGGAAGAACUUUCGCGACAUCGUGAUGGGCGUUGAAUACUUACAUUACCAAAGAAUAGUGCAUCGCGACAUAAAGCCCAGUAAUCUACUGGUGGAUAGCGACGGGCGUAUUAAGAUCGCUGAUUUGGGGGUUAGCGCAGAAUUGAGGGCAUCCGGAGAAUUAUUAUCUGGACCAGCUGGCACCCCAGCUUUCGCGGCUCCCGAAACAACCACACCUGGCGCCUAUUAUUCUGGAACUUUAUGCGAUGUGUGGUCUAUGGGCGUAACACUGUUCUCCUUGAUAACUGGAAAAUUGCCAUGGGAUGGUGCUGGAAGUAUUAUAGGUGUUCAAGCAGCAAUUCGCACAGAGCCUAUUACAUUUCCAGAGAAGCCUGCCCUCUCGGCUGACCUUCACGAUUUGAUAUCAAGAAUGAUGGACAAGAACCCAGCCGAGAGGAUCACUUUGGCAGAGAUAAAAGCGCAUCCCUGGGUUACAAAGGGUAGCACCAAACCACUGCCCAGCGAAGCCGACAACUGUCGACUUCCUGUCACUGUUACCGAUGAGGAAGUGGAGAGGGUGGUCACUAGGAUACCAAAGCUGGACACCCUGAUCCUCAUCAAAACUAUGUUGAAACAGCAUAGCUUUCAAAAUCCGUUUUUACCAAAGAGAAGUGGGAAAACGAUAUGUACUGAUGCUGCAGUCGGCAGUAUAGAGUUAUCGCCGCCUGGAAGGGCUGAUGAAACUUUGAUAACGAGAAAGGUAAUCAGGAACGCUAAAACAGAGCGAUUCCAGCGAACGGGUAGAAGUAAUUCCGCUCCUGAUUCUUACGACUGGCAAACGAACAGACAGAGAUCAGUGGAUAGUCCUUUACCACCAGUCACCGAGGCGUCCAGUCAAGAAAGCGAAGCUGAGAAACGGUGAUAACUCCAAUAAUUCUUGAUGAACUACAAAUGAAAGUGCCAUCAAUUCGUUGACUACUAAAUGAGAUGUUUACGAGAACUAAUGAAGCGCAUUCAGCCGAUCUUCUCGUCAAACGUGCAGUCGAACCGAUUCCGCAAUCGUUAGAUGCUCAGCGCCUAGUGCGAACUCGUCUUAAUCACUUAAGAAUGUACUUACUGGAUUAUCCGAACUUGAAAGUAACGAAUUUGAGGAUAAUUCAGAAACACAACAGCAAACUUACGGGCCAGAGGACUCGAAACCAAGUUUCGACUUCAGCACAUUACUUUUACGUGAAGUUAGGGGAAAAGAUAUUGUUUAAUUUUUAACGUAGACCAUGGUUUCCAAUUGAAACGGAAACACAUCGAACUAUUCGUAAUUCAUAUAAUAAAAGUUUAGGGAUACCUACGACGUUUCCCAUCGAUCCAGUUAAUCCAUUCGAGCUUUGCACAUUUUUUGUCAGAGGAAAUUCUGCACUGAAUAUUUUAGGUUCCUAACAUGACAGACAUGAACUACGAAAUCGUCGAUUUUUAUACAACACAAAAUAAAUUUUUAUUGCCGUGGUGUCGUAA
Hylaeus volcanicus is the source of this 4568-nucleotide messenger RNA. RefSeq lists its product as uncharacterized. Gene Ontology annotation, molecular function: calcium/calmodulin-dependent protein kinase activity; ATP binding; calmodulin binding. The transcript has 11 exons. NCBI's taxonomy places the organism in Eukaryota, Metazoa, Arthropoda, Insecta, Hymenoptera, Colletidae. Gene Ontology annotation, cellular component: cytoplasm. The record is from RefSeq and is a predicted model, not a curated record. The coding region runs from base 871 to 3981 and encodes 1036 amino acids. Gene Ontology annotation, biological process: intracellular signal transduction; protein phosphorylation; positive regulation of protein kinase activity.